AUGUUCUUGAUGUCCACCGUCUUCCCUGCCCUACUGGGCUCCAUUAUGGCAUUUAUAACCGAGGCUACCUGCCACUGCAACACAGCAGCCCUCAAUACCACAAGCUUCAACUAUGUGAACAAUGUCGAGAACCAACCCGUCUACGAGAUUGCCAAGAGGUUCAACCGCGGCAUCUGCGACAUUGGUCGCGCGAACCUGAUGGUUGACGUCUCCGUGGUGCCCCAUAUCGGACAGACCAUCAUCAUCCUCGGUCAAGUCUGCAACCCCGACUGGACAUCCUGCAUCAUCGACGGUCCAGGCACCACGGACUGUCUUGUCGGCGGUCCACGUCUAUACUACACUCUAAACGGCGGCGACAGCUGCAACACCAACAUCACCUGCAUCGACGGUAUCUGUCCCGGCGGUGGUGGCAGCCAAUACAGCGCCAACGAGACCAUCCCGGCUGGCCAGUUUAUCAAGAUCCCUAUGUGCUCGCCGAGUACCUGCGAUAUCGAACCUUACACGUUCAGCAAGGGUGUGUUCAAGGAUCUGGCAGAUAAGUAUGGAUCCACGGUCGGUCAGCUACAGAUGCUGAGCCCGACGUACAACUACAACUACAUUGCUAAUGAGGGCGGCACCUACCCUCCUAUUGGGUUGGCGAAGAACUGCCGUUUGUUGUCGUCCAACUACACUGUUUUGAGUUGA
Penicillium macrosclerotiorum is the source of this 684-nucleotide messenger RNA. RefSeq lists its product as uncharacterized. NCBI's taxonomy places the organism in Eukaryota, Fungi, Ascomycota, Eurotiomycetes, Eurotiales, Aspergillaceae. The record is from RefSeq and is a predicted model, not a curated record. The transcript is spliced from 2 exons. Bases 1 to 684 code for a protein of 227 amino acids.